AUGGCCGAGACGUUCCCGAGCGCUGACUUGCCCGUGAACUCUUACAUGUUCAACGUGUAUGCUAACGGUGUUCCCGCGGCUUGUGGGUAUGCCGUCAACCCGUUUGAGGGCAAGCCGGAGACGUUCAAGCAGUUGGCGGAUAUGAUGAGUCGCAUGUGGGUCGCCUUCAUACACAACGGCAAUCCCAAUCACAACGGGUCAUAG
Anthostomella pinea is the source of this 204-nucleotide messenger RNA. Lineage: Eukaryota; Fungi; Ascomycota; Sordariomycetes; Xylariales; Xylariaceae. The record is from the annotation of a GenBank genome assembly.